UGUGGAUAUGGCUGGGGCGAGCGACAAGGCGAUGCAGAUGCAAACUGCCGGUCCGCCCGAGCUUCAGUAACCUUCCCGACGAGCCCGGACAGAGGCUGUGGAAAGCCGUCGCCGAUCUGCGCCCAGACCCAUCCCAUCUGUCGUCCGCCGCCGCCGCCGACGCCGCAGACCGACCCGUCCAACAAAGGCCAAAGUCAAAAGAUCUGGUGCAUCACCAGCCGACUGGCAGGUUGGUGCAUGCAUGGCGUGAAGCGCGUGGGAAAGGAAAGAAAAAAAAAAGAGCGUUGCUCCAUUCGGUCUGGCCUGGCUCAUGAGGCAGCAUCUGCAUCGCAUUGGGAACAUGACCCACGUUCGUCAGUCUCAGACGGGGUCACAACCGGCCGAGGGGGGGCCAUGACUUCAUGCAUUCCGGCCCACCAGCAAGGGAAACACGGUGGUGGCCGCUGUGCUGGCCGGCGCCUGUCUCGCGGGCCUGCCGCAUCUGGGGGACAAUCACAGUGAGUGCCUAGCUCUGCCUGCUGCAUCCGAAUUCCAGCGAUGCGCUCUGUGAGGUCUGGCGCCCGUUGCGUGCCAUGCCCCAACGCCCGCCUUCCUGUCUGCCCGGCCGGCUGGUGCAGGGCCGCCACGCGGGACGGGAUCGAAGCAAGCCCCAGCGAGGCGUGUUCUGUUCGGGGUCCUGCGACGCCCCGUCGGUGCUCGCGGGCACAAGGAGAGAGCAACGCAACGUCAGAUGGCGGACACGGCAACGACGACGAGAAGGAGUCCCAUGCCGGUCAUGAGUGUCGUACGCCACGGUCCAGACUGGGAACACCCGACAGGCGAAGAGAAGAGCGUCCCAGUUCGCCGCCGCCGGGACGGAGAGUGAAUCAGUCUGUGACGAUGGACUGCCUGACUGACUGACUGGCUGGCUGGCUGGCGGCCGGGCGGCAUGUUGGCCUCGCCCUCGUCUCCUUGGGGUGGCGUGGGUCUGGCGUUCGCCCAGAAGGCAAUGGCAAAAAUUGGCUGCGGCCCAUGACACACUGAAGAGGGUGGACCACUCGGCUCAGUGAGGUCGACCCAUCCGUCGACCCAUCCCUGGCCGCCGCCCCCCUCCACGGACCAUCCACCAGCAUGCUUUCGAGGCGGGCGGGCGAACCUUGCGGCGCAGUGUUAAGAAUAGCUGCUGCAUUAGCCUGGCCUGGCAUACCCACACUUCCGCCCACCCACCCCUGCCGGCCAAGACAGGCUGCUAGCGCUUCCAUGUCAUCAGUCUUUGCGUCCAUUCUGAUGAGGCCUGUGGAUCCCGUCUCCUGCGGUGCGUGUACCACGCAAUCGGCUGGUCGUCCGUACCUGCUAUCGACCUCUUCACGACGUUCCUUCAACCUCCCUCGGCCAGCCCUCUCGCCAAAGAGUCGCCCUUGCGCUCUCCCCGCAAGAAGCCUCCAACCUCUUUGCACCCUACCGAGCAGAGACGCCCUUUGCCUCCUGCUCCUCCCUUCCAUGCCCUUGACCCGUUGAUUCGGCCCUCAAGGAUAUCCGUCGCGACGUUUGGCCGUUCCCCAUAUACAGGAGUAUCCAGCCGCCCAUUUUCUAAUAUCUCGGAACCGGAUUCCUUCUGCUCUCCUCUACCUUGGACAUACCUUCGACUCGUUGCUGGCGGCUUUUCUCUUUCUCACUUGUUGUCUUCUUAAAAUUUUCUUUUGGUGUAUUCCCCAAAAGUUCCCUUUCCCCGGCGGCCCAGAGGACCGUUGAAGAAGCCACUUGGAAAGCAUAUCAGCGCAGCCGCAUAACAUGCAGCACCAUGUCCCCUUCGGAUAUCCCACGCCUCCUGCCUCCCCCGCCUACGACAACCUGAAAUGCAGCAUCCCGCCUGCAUUUGCGACAAGGCCCUACCAGACGCGAUGCGUCCCUUUGGCUCCUGAAGACAGACUGGGCAGCCUGCUCGAAGGCAAGUUGCAGUUGACCAACAUCCUGGGGACUGGCGCCUACGGUGUUGUCUACUCUGCUGUCGACAUCAAGACGGGCGUCCGUUACGCCGUCAAGUGUCUGAGCAAGUUCAAUGCCGAUGGGACUCCCCUGGAACGCCGCCAGGUUGAAUACCAGCAGCGGGAGAUACGGCUCCACUAUCUUGCGUCUGCCCAUCCUAACGUGGUGUCGAUGCUCAAGAUUGUGGACAACCCGGACUGCAUCUAUGUCAUCCUGGAGUACUGCCCCGAGGGCGACCUUUUCCUCAACAUCACCGAGCUGGGUCAGUACGUUGGAAAGGACGCCUUGUCCAAGAAGGUCUUUCUUCAGAUCCUGGACGCCGUGGAGCACUGCCACAAGCUCGGAAUCUUCCACCGUGACCUGAAGCCGGAGAACAUUCUCGUCACAGACAAUGGAGAGACGGUGAAGCUGGCUGACUUUGGCCUGGCCACUGCCAACGACCGAUCCGAGGACUACGGAUGCGGCUCUACCUUCUACAUGAGUCCAGAGUGCCUGGAUCCCUCAACAGCAAAGCCUUACUACAUGUGUGCUCCCAACGAUGUCUGGUCUCUAGGAGUUAUCCUGGUAAACCUGACGUGUGGCCGCAACCCAUGGAAGCAGGCCUCUUUCCAAGAUUCCACCUACCGGGCCUAUGCUCGCUCCCGGGACUUCUUGAAGACGAUCCUUCCGUUGACGGAUGAACUCAACGACAUCUUGGCCCGCAUCUUCAACCCCAUGCCCGAGUUUCGGAUCACGUUGUCGGAACUGCGAUCCAGGAUUAUGGCCUGCCACCACUUCACCAUUCCCCCCAUGGGAGCUAUGCCAUUGCCGACACCACCCUCCACUCCACCGCACAUCACCGAAUACGUUUCGAAUGAGGACGCGAUUGUUGACGACUACGACUACGACGCGCCCCUCUCACCCGCCUCAACAACAUCAGACGAAGGCUCGCUUGCCUCGAGCGUGUCUACGAUUGAUGAUUUGGACGAAGACUUCAUCCAGGAGCAGCAGGACAUUGCCCAGGACUAUGUGCCACAGACAUACGAACCUGAGGAACCCGUGGACCUCCCCAUGUAUCAUGGCCAGGAGUUUGUGCCGCAGCAUUAUAUGGGCCCGGUUUCCAAUCCGCUUCAGGUACACGUCCCACACCAGCCCAUGCCCUGCCAACAGGUGCCGGUGCCUAUACAAGCACCAGUCCCGGUGCAGCCCUGUCAGCCACGAUCAUUUUUCCCUCUGUGGGAAGUUGUCAAAUACGUUCAACAGGUCCCCAUUAUGCAGCACUCUGUUGCACUCCAUCAGGUUCCCUUCCUGCCGUCGUUUCAAGGUUGCUAUUGAGUUGUCGACUCCAGCUGUCGAUGACUUGGCUUCCGCAUUGAGUCGGUAGUGUCCUGGACCUUCGGAUGGAAUGGGGUCGACCCCGAGGCUUCUCGUCCCCCAAGGCCCCUUGAGGGUUCCUCAUGGAUCAUUUAUAAUGCCACGUUUGCCACCAACCAUCGAAUCGGGCGUGUUUGUCCCCGGUUCGGAGGUGUCACAUCCACUUCACGUGAAAAAGCGCUCCAAAACUGGCUGGAUUGCCAAUAGAGCGGGAAAAGCGCCAAAAUACUUCGAUUCAACGCACUUGUACCUAUUGGCCACACUAUUCUCCGCUUCGCUGUCACUUUUUAUGUUUCACUCAACUUCACACGCAAAUUCUUUUGGGUCGUUAUAGCGAGGAGUUCUGCUACCGUCGAAGGGG
Molecule: messenger RNA, 3679 nt
Organism: Purpureocillium takamizusanense
Lineage: Eukaryota; Fungi; Ascomycota; Sordariomycetes; Hypocreales; Ophiocordycipitaceae
Gene: SKS1
Product: Serine/threonine protein kinase
Exons: 4
Coding region: 1771-3279 (502 amino acids)
Biological process (GO): intracellular signal transduction; protein phosphorylation
Molecular function (GO): protein serine/threonine kinase activity; ATP binding
Source: RefSeq, a predicted model, not a curated record